Molecule: messenger RNA, 1268 nt
Organism: Fusarium vanettenii 77-13-4
Lineage: Eukaryota; Fungi; Ascomycota; Sordariomycetes; Hypocreales; Nectriaceae
Exons: 5
Coding region: 62-1165 (367 amino acids)
Biological process (GO): NADPH regeneration
Cellular component (GO): cytoplasm
Molecular function (GO): oxidoreductase activity; nucleotide binding
Source: RefSeq, a predicted model, not a curated record
AUCCUCCCUCUCUCCUUUUUCUUGCUUCCCACGCUUACGUGCACAUACACCCAUACGCAAGAUGGCCUCGCAACCUCGUCUCAAGAUUGCCUUGAUCGGUCUCGGCCGUCUCGGUGCCAUUCGCGCUCGUAUCCUGGCCUUCCAACAACCUCGCAUUGAGCUAGUUGCGGCAUGUGACACAAAGCCGGGUAGCGACAAGUGGGUGGCUGAGAAUCUGCCUCCCACUGUCAAGUAUUAUGCCGAUCCUGAGGAUUGUAUGAAGAACAGCGGUGCUCAGGCUGUCCUCAUCUCCACGGCAACCGCUACACAUGCUCCCUUGAUCAUCUUGGGUCUUGAUCUCGGUCUGCAUGUUAUGUGCGAGAAGCCCAUCUCUGUCGAUGUCAUCACUACCGAAGAGGUCCUUGCCAAGGCAAAGUCUAAGCCUGAGCUCAAGUUCCUUGUUCCUUUCUGCCGACGAUACGAUGAUUCAUACCGUGCCGCCAAAGAGUUGGUCGAAAGUGGCUCACUAGGCGAGAUUCAUGCCGUCGAAACCAACUGCCUCGACCAGCAGGAUCCUACUGGAUUCUUUGUCACAUUCUCCGCUCAAUCAGGAGGUAUCUUUGUCGACAUGGGUGUUCACGAUAUCGAUAUCGGUCGAUACUACCUCGACGUCAAGUCAGGGCUCUCGAACCCCAAGAAACAGGUCAACCGUGUCGUUGCGAUGGGUCAACAGGCUGUAUAUGGAAAGCUCGCCGAGUAUGGUGACUGUGAUAAUGGAUGGGCGUUGGUUGAAUUCGCCAACGGCAAAGUUCUCACCUCUCACUUGGGACGCACCCUCACGAACGGUUUCGAAAGCACCACUCGCGUGUGCGGUACAAAGGCACACUCUGUCAUCAACGGAAACUCAACCAUUAACCGCGUCGAGGUUCGUGAUGCCCACGGUGUGCGAACAGCCACUACUCCCGAUGCGUUUGUCCUCUACGACAAGUCCUUCUUGAACGAUCUUGCUGAGUUCGCAACUGCUGUCCUCGACAACAAGCCUCUCACGUGCACACCGGAAGAUGCAUAUGAGGCUGCCAAGAUCGCGACUGCUCUGCAGUAUUCUUUCCGAAAUGGAGUCCCGGUUUACUUUGACGACGAAGGCCGACCCAUUUUGGAGACACCCAAGGUGAAUGGGGCAGCAUAAGACAAGGAACAAGGUUGAAUCAAUGGCCAGGUUGAAAUUAUGGGGUUCUUUAUCGACAAAAGCAGAGAUAUAAGGCAAAUGAAUAUUCUUUUUGCAUCCUUUC